AUGGCUCCUUUAGACCAGCUCGAGCACGACCAGCAGCCCUUCCGUGUCCACCUGACCGGCUUCGGCCCCUUUGGCCCGCACGCCGUCAAUGCCUCGUGGGAGACGGUCCGCCCACUCGACGGCACCGUGCUCGACGAGCCGCCGACGUUCCCGGGUGCGCCGCCGCCGUACAUUGCACAGACGGCGAGCCGGCGGCGGCGCCCCGUACACCUCUCGACCUCGCUCCUCUCCGUCAAGUACUCGACCGUGCUCUCUUCCGUCCCCGCCCUCCACGCCCUCGACACCGACUCGGCCCGGCCCCCGUACGACCUCGUGAUCCACUGCGGCGUGAGCGGCGACGACCGCGCCGUGCGCCUCGAGCAGCGCGCGCGCAAGUUCGGCUACGACAAGGAGGACGUCGAGCGCGAGUUGGCGCCGCGAGCGGCGGACGGCCGGCGAGGGUUCAGCGGCGAGCGGUGGGCGGCGUGCCCGGAGGAGCUGAGGACGACGGUCAAUGCGGCGAGGGUUUCGCAGUGCGCGAGGAACCGAGGGGUCGAGCACCUGAGCCCGUCGCAGGACGCCGGCCUGUACCUGUGCGAGUUCAGCUUGUACGCCUCGCUCGCGAGCGCCCAACUUCGCAACCCGGACCGGCCCACACCCGUCCUCUUCGUGCACGUCCCGCCGCUCGACACGCCGUACUCCGCCGACGAGCUGACGGCGGCCAUGCGCAUCAUCGUCUGGGCCAUCGUCAACGAGGGCGGCCUCGACUCGUAG
This is a messenger RNA of Rhodotorula graminis WP1, 753 nucleotides long. RefSeq lists its product as uncharacterized. The transcript is spliced from 4 exons. Gene Ontology annotation, biological process: proteolysis. Bases 1 to 753 code for a protein of 250 amino acids. Lineage: Eukaryota; Fungi; Basidiomycota; Microbotryomycetes; Sporidiobolales; Sporidiobolaceae. The record is from RefSeq and is a predicted model, not a curated record.